CAGAGGUGGAAAUGACGGGGAAGACAUGGACGACGAUGAGCAAAACCCACCGAAUGCGAACCCAGAACAUCAACAGGUCCAGGCGGCACACCCGACCACCUCGACUGCGAGCACCACACCGCUGAGCGUUCCUUUUCCGCCGGCAGCGGAGUCGGUCACGAAUCUUCCUGGCUCUCCUACACGACCCCAGCAAAUAAACGGUCAACAACUAUCCUCCCUUCCCGCACUAAGUUCCCCCUGGCGGCAGAUUCCGGUCCGUAUGUACGCCAG
This is a messenger RNA of Amoebophrya sp. A120, 270 nucleotides long. The record is from the annotation of a GenBank genome assembly. Lineage: Eukaryota; Dinophyceae; Syndiniales; Amoebophryaceae.